Messenger RNA from Symbiodinium natans, 2736 nucleotides. Lineage: Eukaryota; Dinophyceae; Suessiales; Symbiodiniaceae. The record is from the annotation of a GenBank genome assembly.
AUGGCGGGGCCACCGCCCGGCCCGCCAGCGGCACUCACGCUGCCAGCCGGCGUAUCGAACGAUGAUGCGCUGGACUACCUGGACAAGAACCUCACAUCUGAUCUGCUUCAUAUCCUCCAGGAGUGUGGAGUGCCCCUCGCUCUGCAGUACAAAUUGGGGAGUGAUUUCAAGAAUGUGAAGAGGUUUGCAGCAUAUGCGGAUUCACGGACCGGGGUGCGGGAGGCCCUAAAAACAGAUCAUACCCUGGAACCUGCAGAUCAAGUGACACGUGCGGCUGUUGCAUCAGUGGUUUCAGCAUGGGAGUCAUGCAAGGAGUACAGUUCGAAGGAAUCUGAGCUACGUGCAGAGGCCAAAGUUCUUGGGAUCACGAGACCGGUUACGCAGACAGAACGUCAAGCCAUGCGUGCAUCUUUUGAGGCAACAUAUGGUAAAGUGGAGGAGAGCUUUGAGCCUUCAGACGACUAUGUUUCCACGAAGAUGGAGGAGAUCGAGAAUGGGGAGUUGUCAGCGUCGAGCCUUUCAGAAGUUACAAGCCGGAAGCAAGUGAAGACCAUGGGGUUACAAACUUCAGUGGACACUGGGGGUCAUGUGCGGAUCGUCAAGCAACGCGCUAAGGGGGUGAUGCCUCAGAACACUGAGGAGCUUCGUGCAGUGCUGCGUGUUGAGGGGACGGCUUUCUGUUAUCUGGCUUCCAAGUAUCGCAACAAGGUGCUCUUCACAGGCAUGAAUCCUACGAUCUGGUUGGACUACGCGAACUAUCUGCUGGGGGAGAAAGUCUAUCGUAUGCAAAUCCCCACAGGCAGCAAGGGAUCCGGCAAGCAGGAUCAAAUGACGCUUCGACCACCAUGGACCGUCAUGCUGACGUAUGAGUACGAAUUACGCAAAGAAGCCAUCAAGCGUGCAGUUCGAGAAUCCAGAGAGCUACGAGUUACGCUCAAGGAGGUGUGCGAUGAUCCACAGCUGAAAGAGCAAUUCUUUACGGCGCCCAUCGCUCUGGGAGGACAUCGGAUCAAAGGGGAUGGCUGGAAGGGCGAUGGUUGGAAGCGUCAAAACGCUUAUCCCGACUAUGGUGGCGAGCAGCCAUGGAAGUGGCAGAAAGGAGGCUCAUUUGCUUUGCAUACUCAACUUCUGGUUGCGACGGAUCAUGUGGCAUGGUUCACUGCUGCCAAGUUCGGAGUUGUUUCGGUGAUCACCCAACCUGGAAGCACUGGCAAGAGCAUUUCGCGAAGUCGGGUAAGCAGACCGUACUUCCUUGAACGCUGGUGUGAUGCGCACGCCAUUGAAUUAAUUCUACGUGAGGUUGACGUGAAGCGUUCGCCUAAUGAUGAUUUAUCUCAGUCCUCACUCUGGGAGAAUAUCUUCUCGGAGCUCCGUGCGGGACAAUGGGACAUCUUGAUCUGCAGCCCGCCUUGCGGCACGUACUCUCGUGCCCGACACCGAUCUGUCGGGAGCGGAUCCGGACCAGUUCCUCUUCGCAAUUGCAUGCAUCCAUGGGGUUUUCCUUGGCUUUCCGAAUCGAAUGCAGCUCUAGUCAAGAUUGCCAACUACUUUGUCAAACAAUGUUUGGAGGCGAUCGGAUAUCAAUGUGCAGCGAACAGAUUUUACAUCUGGGAACAUCCCGAGGACUUGGGUGUCGCCGAGACUGGGGAUGUCCCGGCAAGUAUUUGGCAACUUGCUGAAAUCCGAUCGCUCGAUGGUUUUACUUGGGCGGUUCACCAAUGCGCCUUUGGCGCCUUGCAUCCCAAACCAACUCGCUUCAUGUCCAAUCUUCCGCUGGCGGAACAGUGGUCCAAUGGCUGGCCCACCUUUGAUGCUGAUGGGUGCUACACUGGUCCUUUGACUUGGUGCAACCACGAUUGGCAUGAAUCCAUGAUGGGUUGGGACGUUUCCUCAGGCACGUGGCGCACCGCUGGAUCUGAAUGUUACCCACCUCUACUUUGUUCGCAUCUUGUUGAUUGCAUAACAUCUUCACAGAAACAGACCGAUCUUCCUGAAGCACCGGCCGAUGCUGAAACCUUGGCCCAGUCUCUCCUUCAUCGGGUGGAUGCCCUCGCACCCGACGACUUGCAGCCUCUUGCUGAACUCCUGCCCCGGGAAGCUACUCACAAGGCUGCUGGGCAUCAACGUGAAGGCGCUUUCUUCGCCGGGGCCUAUGCCCGGGGCGGUUUCGUGGGACUGCGAUCUUCAUGCCAUUCUUUCCCAUGUUCCAUCAAGGUUCUGACCGCAGCUCUUCGAGGCGCCUUUCCAGGACAAUGCUUCUCUACGCUGGUUGUUUUCACUAACACACUGACGGCACCUCACAAGGACGUGCGCAAUGCUCCAUUUCCCAAUUUGCUUAUGCCACUUUCCAAGUUUACUGCUGGGCAAGUUUGGCGGGAAGAUUCCGAGGGCGAUGUCUAUCGCACAGUGGCCGGCCAGGCCCGACCUGGUCGCUUGUUGGACGUGGCGGCUGGACCCUGUUUGCUGGAUGCCCACAAAUAUCUUCAUGCCACGGAACCCUGGCGCGGCUGCCGCAUCGUCCUCGUGGGGUUCACGGUUCGCCACCUACACCUUCUUUCACCUGAACAAGUUGCCUUGCUGGCCGCGCUGGGCUUCGUCUUGCCCGAUGCAGACCGCGCACGCAUGGGGGAACACGCUCCUGCAUCGGUCAUGGUACAAAAGGCGUCUGGGGCAGCCAAGGCGAACCCCUCGACAAAAGCCAGUCAAGAAGUGAUCACGGUGGAUUCGGGGGGAUGA